GCGAGCGGUCGUUCGAAUCGAAGAUCGGUUCCGUUUAUUUGAAAAUUUUAUUGUUGAGAAGUUAAAAAAGUGUAUUUUUUUUUUUUCAAUUCAGUGGAAUUAAGUGUUAUACCUAUCUAAAGUAUAUCAAAUUACGCAAGAAUAAAACAUGCUCUAUAUAGAAAGCCUCACCAUCGGCGGAUUCCCCGAGCUGGACGACUGCACACUUCUGUUCCGACCGGGACUGAAUUUGUUCAAGCAACAACCAAAGCAUGCAGUUAAGCUACUUUCGUGGUUCCUCCAUUAUUCGGAAACGCUGGAUCCACAACAACUGCGAUUAACAUUGAGCGCAGAAUCCUACCUGGAGAUUCGCAUCCGGUCCGACCAGGUGCAGUAUUCUUUCGGGGAACUGCGGAUUAAGAAGCAACGCAACACUCGGAAUGAUAAUCUGAUCAGCCUGCGUCGAGUGCCAACGAAACCAGCGACGGUGCAGGUCGAUGGAGGAAGUACGCAUGUUUCGUUCGCGGUGUUUCACCAAGAAAUGGAACAGCUGGGGCUUCGUUUCGGAACAGAGAAGUUUCCGAUGCUCAACGUGAUCGGUCAAACCGAACUGGAGGGCAGGAUCAAACCGGCACAGAAUCUAUGGGAAGCCGUGCACGAUUGCGUCCAGGUGGACGCAUUCCGCCGUUUACAAGCCGCGGAUCAGAACUCUAAGGCUUUCUGUCUUCGAAAGCUGAACAGUGCGAUGAUGUUCGAUUUGCAGGAAAAAACAGACGAGCUGCAAGAUCGAAUCGAUUCCAGCAAACUGUACCGCAGGCUGCGACUUACGCUGGAUAUUAAUGCCGGGAUCGUUGCCCAGAAGGAAAUCAAAGCAUACGGCGCUGUUUGUAGAGACUACGAGAGGAACUUGAUGGAGGUUGUGGCCCGAACGGAGGAUUUAGAGGGCAGAAAACUUGAACUGGAGGAUCAUCUGGACGAGCUUGCGAGUAUUGUACCCCAGGUUCGAGAUCUGGUAGCGACGGAUUUGCAAGGAGAAUGUGAGACGAUGGAGAGUCUGUUGGCACAGUUUGAGCCGGAAGAACGGACCGUUGGCGAGGUUGAACAGGUAUACAAGCAGAUUGGAUGCAUAGUUAGGAUCUCUCAGUCUCUCGUUGAUAAUAUGCUUGGUUGCAUGGAUGAGUGGCUUCAGGAGGGUAAGAUUGUAGCGCAGCUGGAGUUGGAAAUGGAAACUGAUGAGAACUGCUUGCACUUCGUAAUCCAACCAACUAAAGUUCGAAAAAGCUUACUGAGGGAAAUGCAUCAUUCACUGAAGUAUUCGUUGGAAAAUUUGGAUAAAAUUAUGAAAGUUUCUGCGAAAGAAACAGAAUUACUUAAUCUGACGGUGCUGUCGCAUAGACAACUAUUAAAUAUUAGACAAAUUGAUCGAAACCGCUUCGUUCAGGGAGAGGAUAUCGUUAAAGAGUGGAGCGAAGAUUUUCUGAAGCUCACUCAAACAAAGCUGUUAAAAGUAUUCUUCGAAACGGAAAUACGCCAGAAAUCAGCGCACCUUAGGCAGAACAUCCCCGAAGGCGUAUCGCUUGAAACCGUCCAGGGUAUGGCGUCGCUUAAGUACUACCUGAACGAGUCCGACGACGAGGCAUUGAAGGAAAAUUUUAUCGCAUUCGGUUGGCAGCAUUUGAAGUUCAAGAAUUCGGCGCUCGGAGCAAAGGUGGCGGCCUUGGCACUGCCGCAUCUGUGCGAUUUGCUAAAGUUGGCCAUUUUCCGAGAAAACAAUCCAAUGGCGGAUGUGAUCAACGAACUUCCGCCGAAAAACACGUACCAUGUUCUGGCGCUUGAUUCUUUUUCGUAUCCGGAGCAACGCCUAAAAGUGCCAGCACGUGUUCGCCCGCUGUCCAGUUUGCUUCUCGAUAGCCCUGUGAAAAAUGUGCUGGCGCGGUUGAUGGAUGGAUUCUACUAUACGAACGUAUGCUAUGAAACUCUAGCUGAUGGCAUCGGUUCCGAUAUCACCCUCAUCUGCGCGCACGAUGACGACGAAUUAGUGAUCAGUAAUGGCCUCAUUGCCGGCGGAUGGACUCGGAAUGCGGAACGCACAUUGACGAAACUGUCGGAAGCUGUUGCGUUGCAAAUGAAAAUUAUCAAGCUGGAAUACGAAUUUCAAAACGCAACUGAGAUUGUUUACAAGCUGGAAGACCGCAUGGCACAAAAUUGGAACGGCAUUGAGCUGCUGCGAGAGGAUUCGUUUGAUCGUUAUCACGAAUUGUAUCAGUCGUAUUCGAAAAUCUGCGAAAUGCCUUCCACGUUGCAACAAUUGUUUCUCUGGGAAACAAUGCUCGUUAAACAAAAAGUUCGUUUCGAGCAGCUCUCAAAGCUUUCAAAACUUGUGGAAACCAACGAGUUUGAAAAACGUGAUUUCUAUGAACAACGAAUUCAUAAUAAUCGGAAAUUACUAGAAGAGGCGCGGCUCAAUUACGACCGGAAAAAAUACGACAAAGAUCUGAUCCAAUUCAAGCACGAUAUCCGCACAUUGGGUGAACUUCUAGCUGAAGCAGCUGCCCUGCACACGGCCGCCUUUCCGCUGGAUGUGCACAAAAUGCUCAAAAGCUUCCUGGCAGAACACAAGGAGGAGCUGGACAGCUCAUUACAAGUCUUGGCAAGCGAACAAACCGCCGCAAUGAGUGCUUUCGUAACACGGGAUCAACUUGACCAGAUCCAUCGGGAAAUGAUCGCGCCCGAGCGGGAAAUGCUAUCCUACAACUAUCUCUUUCUCGAGCUGACGGGCUUCCUGCAGGACCUCCGCCGCCAGCAUCCACCCAUCAACUUCCAACAGUCGGCACCGAAAAACAUCGAUGCGAAUCUCCAGCGCGUGUACGAAGCCCGCCAGAUGCUCAAUGGGACUCAGCCGGCCUACACGCCGGACCAGAUCGAAGAAUUCAAGUUCAAGAUUGGCCUCUGUCGUACCGAUUUGGGCUUGUUGGCGGAACGACGCAUGUUCGUCGCGGCCAACCUGACGCUGCCCUGCAUAAACAAACUGACCGUGCAGAAGUUGCGACUGAUCACCCAAAUGAUGGCCGAGCUGCCCCCCUACCUGGGCGAACCGGGGCGGCUGGAGUUGAACUUCUACUAUGAUCAUACCAAGCGCCACACAUUCGAGAAGGAUGGCUUCGAGAUCGAUCGCAUUGUCGGAUUGAGGGUGCAUUUCGAUGACAAUGAACCAGGUGCAGUGCUCAUGCUUGACGGUGAUACGGCUAUGCUGCCUCAUUUCUUAUUCUUCGUCUCGUUUUUGUGUAUCGAAGGAUGCAAACUUCUGCUGCUGGAUGACGCAUUUGCAAAUGUUACCCCAGAGGAGCAGCGGGAUGCAGUGAAACUAUUGGAGGUGAUGUCGAAUCGUAUGCAAAUCUUUGCCGUGGUUGGAUCGGAUGAGUAGUGUUAUUUAUUUUUUGUUUUUUCACACUUCUUGACAUAUUUUUAUAUUUAAUUUAUUGCUAUUUAAGUUCCACAUUUUUAACAGGUAAUACAUUUUUUUUCGAUUUCUACUUCAAGUGCGGAGUAGGAUCUUAAAAAGCGUUGAUUGCUGCGAAUACUACAUCGAAAGCAACGGCAGGAGUGUCCCCGUUACACGGUAGAUCACUUUGACGUAGUGUGUUACGGUGUAAGAUCUACCAAACAGAGCCCUAGCUUAAUCCAAGACUCAAAUUUCGAACUCCGUUUAAGGCUGAACUGUAUGCAGCGGAAGCAACUAUUGAUAUGGGGCGCACCUUUAAUAGUAUUGCUCUUCGUAAAGGGUCUAAAUGGCGGGAACGCAUCAUGCUCUUGAGAAAACAAAACAAGAACUUUUUUUUGUAGAGGGAUGAAGGCAAAUCUGCUAACAGACACCUGAAAUUAUCACUCAGGGAGUAAGGUUGGCAGAAAGCUGACCCACUAAACCCACCCAAGUAGCGAAAGGCUGGGUGCUCGCCCUUUACAUACCACGUGAGGCUGACUUGGAUGCUCACUCUACUCUCCUCUGGCAUGCCUCGAGGUUUCAAUAGCGAUAGGUACCAACAGUUCUACGCUACGACCUUCCUACCUCGUUAUGGGCAGUCCAUACUAACACCUGUUGCGCUAACUCUUCUGCCAUGCCUCGUGGUGGCGACUGCGGUUGCCACCCGCUACAACAUUCUAACCUCAACAUGUGCAAACCUCCCAUUCACUUCCCUGCGCUCAGCCUGUUUUCGCUCUAACUAACCAAUCAUAAGUUAGUCAUGCUUGUCGACUGCUGCUCGGCGCGCCA
Molecule: messenger RNA, 4249 nt
Organism: Armigeres subalbatus
Lineage: Eukaryota; Metazoa; Arthropoda; Insecta; Diptera; Culicidae
Exons: 6
Coding region: 149-3403 (1084 amino acids)
Source: RefSeq, a predicted model, not a curated record